Messenger RNA from Blepharisma stoltei, 630 nucleotides. The record is from the annotation of a GenBank genome assembly. NCBI's taxonomy places the organism in Eukaryota, Ciliophora, Heterotrichea, Heterotrichida, Blepharismidae.
AUGAAGAAUAAGAGAAGACUGAACGAAUUAAACGUUAGACUUAAAUUUGGGUUCUUUUUCAAUGGGUAUACAGCCUCGUGCUACUAUUGGGAAUUCAUUAUUUUGUAUAGAAAAAUAUUGAUUAUAUGCUGCUCGGUGUUUCUGGCUAAUAUUUCAGUCAGCGUUCAAGCACUUACGGUAGCGAUCGUACUUGCGACUAGCCUUCAUCUGCAGUACAGGUACCGACCUUAUAACGGAAGACCUUUGAACAAAAUGGAGCUUCGGUCUGUCCUUGUAUCCUCUAUCACCAUUUAUUGUGGACUUUACUACCUAACUAAUGACCUUGACGACUGGAGCAGCCUAAUUUUCUUUUUACUCAUUGUCAUAAUGAACCUAUAUUUCUUAUACUUCUGGCUCACAAAGAUUUUUCACGCAGGGCUUCUCAUGGUCGGUGAAAAGAUCCCCUUCAUACGAAAAUUAAUGGGCCACAAGCCUGAUGGUUUUGAUGAUGAAAUUUUCUACAACCCAAAGAAAGGUCACGUGUUUUCAAAUGACGGGGAAAAGAUGUUUUCAAUGUUACAUAACAUGAAAGAGACAAAAGAGCGCCCAAGCCUUUUGACCCGAAAUACACCAUGGCUGAUAUGUUUAUAA